AUGGCUGCUGUCGUGAAUGGCGUCCCCGUCGCUAUACCACCACCUGAGGGUUAUAAAGUCGAUUUCGAUAACCCACAACGGAACAGUGUUACUGCAGCAUAUUGGCUUUAUGGAGUUGGGAAUUUCUUGACUGUCUUAUUCAUUGCACAGAGAGUAUAUGUUAGAAGUUUUAUACACAAGACAAUACGAAUAGAGGAUGCAUGUUUAGGCGUAGCAUAUGUGUUUUCUGUAGUACUUCAGACCCUGAUACUAAGGGACUUUAUCCGCGGCAUAAUGGGCACCCACGGCUGGGAGAUGCCAAUAACCAAGUUCGCCCAGUUCGCGCGAGCCCUCUACCUCCUACCAAUCCUCUACAACCCCGUCCAAUGCGGCGCAAAGAUGGCUUUGCUUCUCGUCUACCGUCGGCUUGCACCACAAAAGUGGUUUCAUGUCACAAUCUGGGCUACGUCGUUUGUGGUGAUUGGCUCCUCGAUUGCGAUAACGUUUACGACAAUCUUCCCGUGCAAACCUGUUCGAGCGGGCUGGGACAUCACAAUCACCGAUAAGAAGUGCAUCGAUCGACCAGCUGUUUACCAGGCUACGGCUAUAAUGGGUGCGAUUACAGAUGCCAUGGUGCUUGCGGUGCCGAUACCUGUUGUUAUACCACUGCAGAUUUCGAGAAGACAAAAGAUUGGAUUGAUUUGCUUCUUUGGUGUUGGUGGAGUUACUGUCUUCACAUCAAUCAUGAGACUGAUUGCGUUGAUUCGGUCCAUGGGUAACGUUGACCAAUCCUGGGGUGGUGGUCCUGUUCUUCUUUGGAUCUUCGCCGAAGCCAACCUCUCCAUCAUUUGCGCAACUCUCACGACAGUCAAACCAUUCAUCAAACACAUCUCGCCAAGGAUUCUCGGCUCCUCAUACGGAGCGUCAAAGGCAGGCAUGUCAAACCCAAGCGCACCACCAACCAUCGGAGCAAUCUCCAGUGGCGGUAUGCCCAGACAUGACCACUAUGAACGAUUUGACGAUGGGCCGAUGUAUCCAUUGCAGACUGUUACCAAGGCAGAGGCAUCAAAGGGUCACGAGAAUAAGAAUGGAGGAUCACACUCAGCCACACGGCCAAUGUCAAGAGAUAGUCAGGGAGAUUCCGACUCUGAAAAGGCAAUUCUGCAGACGCGUACUACGACAGUGACAUAUUCUUAG
Messenger RNA from Fusarium fujikuroi IMI 58289, 1176 nucleotides. Its product is annotated as related to integral membrane protein. The transcript is spliced from 6 exons. The record is from RefSeq and is a predicted model, not a curated record. Bases 1 to 1176 code for a protein of 391 amino acids. NCBI's taxonomy places the organism in Eukaryota, Fungi, Ascomycota, Sordariomycetes, Hypocreales, Nectriaceae.